This is a messenger RNA of Andrographis paniculata, 819 nucleotides long. RefSeq names its product copper transporter 6-like. The record is from RefSeq and is a predicted model, not a curated record. Gene Ontology annotation, biological process: intracellular copper ion homeostasis; copper ion transmembrane transport. Gene Ontology annotation, molecular function: copper ion transmembrane transporter activity. NCBI's taxonomy places the organism in Eukaryota, Viridiplantae, Streptophyta, Magnoliopsida, Lamiales, Acanthaceae. The transcript has a single exon. Gene Ontology annotation, cellular component: plasma membrane. The coding region runs from base 185 to 670 and encodes 161 amino acids.
UCAUACUCCUCACAUUCUUGCAACAACUUAUCUCACACUAUCCCAAACCCUAAACCCUAACCUUAAACCCUAAACUCUAACCCUAACCCUAACCCUAAUUCUAUUUGUGGAUUCAGCUGUUGCUAUAUAAUUUUUAUUAUUUUUUUUUAAGAGAAAAACCCUAACCCUAACCCUAACCCUAAUAAUGGACAACAUGCCCGGGAUGCAAAUGUUGUCGCCUCCGCCUCACACAACCAUGACACCGGCGAAUGGAGCCCAACACAUACACGAUUUAUCGACCACGAUGACUCACAUGACCUUCUACUGGGGCAAAAAUUCCGAGAUCCUCUUCUCGGGAUGGCCCGGGACCCGCACAGGGAUGUACGCCGUGGCCCUUAUAGUUGUCUUUGUGAUUUCAAUCCUCGUGGAGUGGCUCUCUUCUUGUUGUGGGAGGAUAAAGGGCGAAGAUUCGGGGCACAACAAGCUUUGCAAUUGCUUGAUUCGAACGAUUUUGUAUGGUGCAAGAGUGGCGUUGGCAUAUCUCGUGAUGCUUGCAAUCAUGUCGUUCAACGUUGGCGUUCUUAUUGUUGCGGUUGCGGGGCAUGCUUUCGGGUUCUUCGUGUUUGGUAGUGGUGUUUUGCAAAAAGACAAUGGCUCGGACAAGGGUUUUUCUCACAAUAGUAAUUGUUGAAAAAGGGGGUCGAAUGUUUGUUGCCCUUCUCUUUGUUAAACUUUUGGGACAAAAUCUUUUUGGUUUCAAGUUGUGUAUGUGUGUUUCAACUUGUUGGAGAUUUCCGUUUCCAGAUACAUAAUUAAUGGCUACGUACGUUUUCAUGACUC